Amyelois transitella is the source of this 558-nucleotide messenger RNA. Its product is annotated as salivary glue protein Sgs-3-like. NCBI's taxonomy places the organism in Eukaryota, Metazoa, Arthropoda, Insecta, Lepidoptera, Pyralidae. The transcript is spliced from 2 exons. The record is from RefSeq and is a predicted model, not a curated record. Bases 1 to 558 code for a protein of 185 amino acids.
AUGAGUUGUUAUCACGUAGACUGCUACGACACGCUACAGCCUGUUAAAACACGUUACAGCCUGCUACGACUCGCUACAGCCUGCUACGACACACUACUACCUGCUACGACUCGUUACAGCCUGCUACGACACACUACUACCUGCUACGACUCGCUACAGCCUGCUACGACACACUACUACCUGCUACGACUCGUUACAGCCUGCUACGACACACUACUACCUGCUACGACUCGCUACAGCCUGCAACGCACGCUACUACCUGCUACGACUCGCUACAGCCUGCUACGACACACUACUACCUGCUACGACUCGCUACAGCCUGCUACGAGGCGCUACAGCCUGCUACGAGGCGCUACAGCCUGCUACGACUUGCUACAGCCUGCUACAACAAGUUACAGCCUGCUACGACUUGCUACAGCCUGCUACGACACGCUACAGCCUGCUACGACACGCUACUACCUGCUACGACUCGCUACAGCCUGCUACGAGACGCAACAGCCUGCUACGACACGCUACUACCUGCUACGACACGCUACUACCUGCUACGACACGCUAUAG